This is a messenger RNA of Saitoella complicata NRRL Y-17804, 663 nucleotides long. Its product is annotated as DNA-binding protein. The transcript is spliced from 3 exons. Lineage: Eukaryota; Fungi; Ascomycota; Saitoellomycetes; Saitoellales; Saitoellaceae. The record is from RefSeq and is a predicted model, not a curated record. Gene Ontology annotation, biological process: mitotic spindle assembly checkpoint signaling. Gene Ontology annotation, cellular component: kinetochore; cytoplasm; nucleoplasm. Bases 1 to 663 code for a protein of 220 amino acids.
AUGGCCGCUCCUACUGAUGCUACUGCUGCUCCCACCCGCUCAAAGCUUACUCUCAAAGGUUCCGCCAAGCUCGUGAGCGAGUUCUUCGAAUUCACGAUCAACUCAAUUCUCUACCAACGCGGAAUCUACCCUCCAGAGGACUUCAAGGCCGUAAAGAAGUAUGGCCUGACAAUGAUGGUCACGGAUGAUGAGGAUGUCAAGGCGUAUAUCAAGAAGAUCAUGGGGCAAUUACACAAAUGGGUCACGGGCGGUAAGAUCACAAAGUUGAUCGUCGCCGUAACAUCAAAAGAAACCGCGGAAACCGUCGAACGAUGGCAAUUCGCCCUCGAAAUUAACAACAAGAACCCUGUCGCACCUACAACACCAUCAAAAGCUGGAUCUGCACCACCAGCAGCCGACAAACCGGAAGCUGAGAUCACGAAAGAAAUCCAAGCACUCAUCCGCCAGAUCACAGCCUCGGUGACAUUCCUCCCACAACUAGAAGGACUAUGUACAUUCAACGUGCUCGUCUACGCAGAUAACGAUAGCGAGGUACCGGCGGAAUGGGUGGAUAGUGAUGCGAAGGAGGUCGUGGGUGCGGAGGCGGUGCAGAUGAGGAGUUUUUCGACGAAAUAUCAUGCUGUCAGUACGUUGGUCGAGUACAAGAUGCCGGGGGAGGAAUAG